AUGCGUGCUGAGGGACUUCUCGCCGUUCUUUCGGCCGUCGGUGCCAACGGCAUCCGCAUCAUCCAAGCCAACGACGAUGGCUGGGCCGAGCAGUAUGCGCGCUCGUUCCACAAUGGUCUGAUUGCGGCUGGCCACGAUGCGGUGCUCUCGGCUCCCGCUGAAAACAAAUCCGGAACCGGUUCCUCGGAUGCUGAGCCCAGCCCUAGGGCGUCGGCCUGCCAGUAUAACAGCUGCCCUGCCAACAGCGGGCCCAUCGGGCGGAACGAAACUGACCCGCGAUUGAACUGGGUCAACUCCUACCCAGCUACUUCCAUGCGGUAUGGCAUCGACACGAUCGGCCCCCAGCUUUGGGACGGCGCAGCCCCCGAGUUCGCCGUUGCUGGUCCCAACGUCGGCAGCAACCUCUUUUUGGCCGUUCAGUUCUCUGGUACCGUUGGCGCGGCCGUCUACGCUGCCAAGACUGCGAAGAUCCCCUCCAUCGCUUUCUCCGGCGCUUCAGACGGUACCAUCCCCUUCUCCGACCCGGAGGCCCCGCGGAGCAAGGUGUAUGCCGACCUCGCCACGAGUCUUACCAACGCUGUCAUCGACAGCGGCAUGCCGUACCUCCCUGAGGGUGUCUGGCUGAAUGUGAACUUCCCCAAGGUGGAAGGCCAGUGCACCGAUGUCAGCCAGUUCAAGUGGGUGUUGAGUCGUAUUAACGUCGGUGUGUUCUCGGAGCCGGAUACUGAGCAGUGCGGCGGGACGAGGCUGCCCACGGAGACUUCGGUGUUGGAUACGGAUGGCUGUUACAUCUCGGUUAGUGUGGGGGAUGCCAACGAUAAGACGACUGCGCCGGCGGAGAAGCAGGCGGUGGUGUUGGAGAAGUUGCAAAGCAUCCUCACUUGUCUCCCGUAA
Molecule: messenger RNA, 894 nt
Organism: Dichotomopilus funicola
Lineage: Eukaryota; Fungi; Ascomycota; Sordariomycetes; Sordariales; Chaetomiaceae
Product: survival protein sure-like phosphatase/nucleotidase
Exons: 2
Coding region: 1-894 (297 amino acids)
Molecular function (GO): nucleotidase activity
Source: RefSeq, a predicted model, not a curated record